CGGUAAAUUGUUCACUAGCUAAUGUCUGAUUAUUUUUUUUCUUUUAAACCACGUUGGAGAUAUUUUUCCUGUCUUCUUAAGAAUAUUUUUUUUUAAUUGUAAAUUCAAUUAAAAACCAUGGCUGUUGGCAAGAACAAAGGGCUUUCUAAAGGUGGCAAAAAAGGAUUAAAAAAAAAAAUCGUUGAUCCAUUUACACGUAAAGAUUGGUACAAUAUCCGAGCUCCGUGCAUGUUCACCAACCGUGAUGUAGGCAAAACAUUGGUUAAUCGUACUCAGGGCACAAAAAUUGCAUCUGAAGGAUUGAAACACCGUGUUUUUGAAGUUUCAUUAGCUGACUUACAAGAAGAUGAUGGAGCUGAAAGGAGUUUCCGUAAAUUUAAGCUAAUUGCUGAAGAUGUUAAAGGAAGAAAUGUUCUUACUAAUUUCCAUGGCAUGGAUCUUACCACUGAUAAGUUACGUUCAAUGGUAAAGAAGUGGCAAACAUUAAUUGAAGCUAAUGUUGAUGUGAAAACUACUGAUGGUUAUUUAUUGCGUGUGUUCUGUAUUGGAUUUACUUCCAAAGAUCAGUUGUCUACCAGAAAAACAUGUUAUGCUCAACAUACUCAGGUCAGAGCUAUUAGAAAGAAGAUGGUUGAAACUAUUACUGAAGAAAUAGUUAAAUCUGAUCUUAAAGAAGUAGUAAAUAAGUUGAGACCUGAUUCUAUUGCUAAAGAAAUUGAAAAGAAAUGCCAGAGCAUCUACCCAUUACAUGAUGUCUUCAUUCGUAAGGUCAAAGUACUAAAGAAACCUCGUAUGGACAUUGGUAAAUUAAUGGAAUUCCAUAGUGAUGAAGGUGUGACCACAGUUGUUGAUGAAGAAACGGGUGUUCAAGUAGACAGGCCUGAGGGUUACGAACCACCUGUACAAGAGUCUGUUUAAUACAUGAAUUUUUAUAAAUAAAACUAUAGUUCACAUACUA
Messenger RNA from Daktulosphaira vitifoliae (grape phylloxera), 958 nucleotides. RefSeq names its product 40S ribosomal protein S3a (gene RpS3A). Gene Ontology annotation, cellular component: ribosome; cytosol. The coding region runs from base 118 to 918 and encodes 266 amino acids. Gene Ontology annotation, molecular function: structural constituent of ribosome. Gene Ontology annotation, biological process: translation. The record is from RefSeq and is a predicted model, not a curated record. The transcript has 5 exons. NCBI's taxonomy places the organism in Eukaryota, Metazoa, Arthropoda, Insecta, Hemiptera, Phylloxeridae.